AUGCUGUGUAAAGCGGUCCUGUCCUGCGCUCUGCUCCUCGCCACUCUGGAGCCUCUUCUCACACACCCAAUAACACAGCUGGCUGGAAUGUCCUACACAAGGCCUGUUUCAGAAGAGGAGCAGGCGAUGAGUCCAGAUGAGAUGUCUUACUCCGAGGCGUUUGUGUCUCAGGGGUCAGCAGGAAUCGGCUUCCCUUCCUUCCACACAAGAGACAACAGCAGAGAAGCUCUCAGAGCAGCUGCAUUUGUUCCCAACCAGGUGGUGAAAGAGACUCUGAUAGAAAAGCCCUGGCUAAACCCACUCAGCAGUUUCCUGGGUGGCAGAAAACAAUACAGGAAGCGUGGAGGAAACUCGGAGUGCUUCUGGAAAUACUGUGUCUGA
Molecule: messenger RNA, 381 nt
Organism: Tachysurus vachellii
Lineage: Eukaryota; Metazoa; Chordata; Actinopteri; Siluriformes; Bagridae
Gene: uts2b
Product: urotensin 2, beta
Exons: 4
Coding region: 1-381 (126 amino acids)
Biological process (GO): regulation of blood pressure; blood vessel diameter maintenance
Cellular component (GO): extracellular region
Molecular function (GO): hormone activity
Source: RefSeq, a predicted model, not a curated record